GUGGACGCGGAAGUAGCCGGUGAUCGCUGUGACUCUUUGGAAAGAUGAACGGCCGGAGAGAAGGCCGGGGAGGAGGGAGAGGAGCGGGCAGAGCGGCACCGCUCAAGGGGGCACCCUUUCUCCUGGGUUUUCCUGAAGAUGGCGACUCUGACGAUGAUACAGGUCUGGAAGCCGAGCUGCUGGCCAUCACAGGAGGGAACAAAGCGGCCAACAACCAAAAACCCAAAGGAAAGACUCCUCUCCCCAUGGAACACAUCGAACGGAUGGCAGCUCUCUGCAUGCAGGAUGUCGAUGAGAAUGUUGAUGAAGAUGUGGAAGACGAUGAAGAUUUGAUGGCAGAACUGGAGGAAGUCUUGGGAGAGGAAAAAGAGGAACCCCAGAUUAUAUCGCCUCCUACAAAGACCACUUCUUCUUCAGCAGGCGGUAUAGAGGCUACUUUGAUGGAGCGCCUGGUCAUGUACAAGGAAGCUAUGGGCAAUGCCAAGCAAGCAGGGGAAGGGACCAAAGCGCGGCGAUAUGAGAGAGGGGUUAAGACCUUAGAGGAUUUGCUGCGUACUGCUAAAAAAGGUGGAUCAAUUUCAUCUGAUGACAUCCCUCCUCCCGUGGCUGUGGGAAAGAGCGCCGGUUUGCCUACAGCUCCACCUACUGCUGUGGUUGUACCAGAUCUUCCUGUAAAACCCAGCCCCCCUGCAAAUGUUGUACCCCCUCAACCACCAUUAGCCAGAGCGCCUCCCCCGGUACCUGUCAAACCACAGAGUCUCCCACAGCCUGUGACCUUGUCUUUACCAGUGACAUCGUCCAAACCAGUCACUCCCAACAGCACAUUCGGAACCUCAUCAACACCAGCCACUCCUAGUCCAGUAGCGGAUGGAAACAAAGCCCGGGUUCUGGAGCGUCAGAGACUGUAUAAACUGGCCGCACUAAAGAGCAAACAGGAAGGAGACGCGGAACUCGCCAGCAAGUACUACCGUAUUGCCAAGUCUCUGGACCCCAUGCUGUCUGCGCUGGAUUCAGGACUGCCAAUAGACCUGAACAGUCUUCCUCCCCCACCAGCAGAUGAGCAGCCGCCCAGUAAGCCGUCGGUCCCGCAGUCUCCAGUGGUCGCAGAGUCUCCAGUCUCUGCAGGUCCUCCUCCACCUCCUAAGGACCUCCUAGAGGCUCUGCAGCAGCGGAUGGAAAGAUAUCGCAGCGCAGCUGAGCAGGCAAAAGGGAAGGGGGAUGAUCGGAAGGCGCGGAUGCACGAACGGAUUGUAAAGCAAUACCAAGAUGCCAUCCGUAGCCACAAGGCUGGGAAGCCAGUCAAUGUAUCAGAGCUACCGGUGCCACCAGGGUUUCCUCCAAUCGAGGGAUCGAACGCUGUACCUGCGGAGCAAAGUCUGGUAGGGGUGUUGGAGACGGCAAUGAAGCUGGCCAAUCAGCAGGAUGAAGAUGGUGAUGAUGACGAUGAUGAUGAUGACGAUGAGAAAGGGAAAGCCUCUUCCGUUGCACAGAAGCCUGUUCCUCGCCCGGGAGGAUUGUCACAACCGCAGCCAGCAGCGCCCAAGACCUCUCCUUCCAAAAGCCCCAAACCGUCUGGAAAAGCUGAGCAGCAGCUGCAAUUUCUGGAAGGAAGGAAGAAGCAGCUUAUGGCAGCUGCCCUCCGCUCCAAACAACACAAGGACAUAGAAGGGGCCAAGAUGUUCCUGCGCCAAGCCAAGGGCCUGGACCCCAUGCUGGAAGCAGCACGAGGUGGACUGCCUGUGGACAUCACCAAGGUACCCCCGGCCCCCACCAGCCAGGCCGAUUUCAGUCUGGACCCACAUAGGAAAGGUGGUGUCUCAGCCCAGAAUAGUGAGAAGUACAACAAGCUCAUUGAACAGCUCAAGAAACAGCAUGAGAUGUGUACAUCUUCCUCUCAGCAGUUCACUCACCUGGGAAACAUCACAGAGACAGCAAAGUAUGAGAAAUUAGCAGAAGAAUGCAUGAAAUAUAUAGAAAUUGUAAAGCAGGCACAUGCUCGGGGCCUACCAGUGCCUCAUUGUCACUAUGAGGAGCGAACAGUCAGCGUUGUCAAGAUUCUCCCAGACCUGACGACGUCGGAUCUUGUGCUUAACGUGUCCAAAGCUAUGAAUUUACCCAUACCUGCCGGAUCAUCGCAGAGUGAUAUGGACACCUUUGUGCGAUUUGAAUUUGCCUAUCCUAGUACGGAGGAAGCCCAGCGAGAUAAAACCAAUGUGAUAAAGGGGACCAACUCACCAGUGUUCAAGGAGAAGUUCAACCUCCAAAUUAAUCGCAAUCACCGAGGGUUGAAAAGGGCGAUCCAGGCAAAAGGGAUCAAAUUUGAAGUCAUCCAGAAAGGGGGGCUGUUUAAGUCCGAUCGUGUCCUGGGUACAGCGCAUCUAAAACUGGAAACUAUGGAGAACAGCUGUGAGAUCCGAGAUAUUCUCGAGGUGAUGGAUGGUCGCAAACCUUCAGGGGGAAAGCUGGAAGUGUGCGCUCAGAUUCGUGAACCCCUCACAUCUCAGCAACUGAGCAGCACCACAGAGAAGUGGCUGGUUGUGGAGCCCAUCUCUCUUCCUCCAGUGACUGUUCCAAAACCCAAACAGCCAGCACCAAAUAAGUCUGGAGGCAGUGGUUCCCUACCCAAUGCUCCAACUCUGCACAGCUUGAGCGUGUUGGCUUAUGAGAAAGAGAAACUGGAGAAGAAGAUUCAAGGCUACAGGCAGCAGCAUCGGAAUCCCCCAGAAGACCUGGUGGCUCUCUUAAAUGAUGUCAGUCAGAGGGGUCAGCAGCAAAUACAGCAGCUGCGCAAGGGAGGACCUGCACUUCAAGCUGAAUACAUUCGUCAGUUGGAACGGUACCUGCAGUUUUACUCUGACUCUGCUCGGCGUCUUGGUCAGGAAGGAAACCGGGACGGAGCCAAGGAGGCGUUGUUCAAGAGGAAUCUUGUAGGGAACGAGCUUCAGAAGAUGAGCAGAUGAAGGUCAUUCCAGAUGCUGGAUCCAUUGUUUACAUGCCCUUCUCCUAUAGAGACGGGGCCCAGUGCCUUAUCCCCUCCCUUACAUGUGUAACACCCUGCAUGG
This is a messenger RNA of Nanorana parkeri, 3062 nucleotides long. It is a transcript of the gene CC2D1A, whose product is annotated as coiled-coil and C2 domain containing 1A. The transcript has 29 exons. Gene Ontology annotation, cellular component: nucleus. Gene Ontology annotation, biological process: regulation of transcription by RNA polymerase II. NCBI's taxonomy places the organism in Eukaryota, Metazoa, Chordata, Amphibia, Anura, Dicroglossidae. The coding region runs from base 45 to 2960 and encodes 971 amino acids. The record is from RefSeq and is a predicted model, not a curated record. Gene Ontology annotation, molecular function: DNA-binding transcription repressor activity, RNA polymerase II-specific; RNA polymerase II cis-regulatory region sequence-specific DNA binding.